UGGGAAUACUUACCCUCGAACCCCUCGUAGUUGGCCCUCCCCGCCGGCUAUUAUCCGGCCGUCGGAGUGUGAGGGCGAUGAGGAUCGUAGGAUUGACGGGCGGGAUCGCCUCCGGCAAGAGCACCGUCUCCAAUCUCUUCAAAUCCCACGGAGUUCCCGUCGUCGACGCCGACCUCGUCGCCCAUGAUGUAAUAAGAAAGGGCACUGGUGGUUGGAAAAAGGUUGUAGCUGCAUUUGGCAAUGAUAUUUUGCUAGAGAAUGGAGAAAUUGAUAGAGCAUGCCUAGGUCAAAUUGUUUUUUCUGAUUCAACGAAGCGUCAACUUCUCAAUCGUCUGCUGGCACCAUAUAUUUCUUCUGACAUCUUUUGGGAAGUAAUGAAGCUAUGGCUCAAGGGGUCCAAGGUUAUCGUUCUUGACAUCCCAUUGUUGUUUGAGGCUAAGAUGGACAAAUGGACUGCUCCUAUUAUUGUUGUAUGGGUUGAUCCUGAAACUCAGGUACAACGUCUAAUGGCAAGAGAUGGCAUACCCGAAGAACAAGCUAGAAACAAGAUUAAUGCUCAGACUGCACUAGACUGGAAGAAGACAAAAGCAGAUAUAGUCAUCAAUAACUCAGAUGGCAUACUGCACUGGAGGGCAUACUCUCAAGUUUAAGCAGAGUGAGAUCUUGAAAUCACUUGCAUGCACUGUGUUGUUGAAGAUUUUCAGAGUCAGAAUUGCUCGAGGAGUCAUCAUAUCUACGCAAGUGAUAUAUGGUUUUAGUGUCAAUAGGAUUAUUUUUUUUUGAGGUGUGUGUCAUAAGGAAAUAUGCGAACAUCAUCAAUGCAGUUAUAUAUCGUUUUGAUGCUUGGUGCCAAACACAGGUUACUACACACUGACCAUGUCAAUUAAGGGGUUGAUGGGUUGUUUAGUUAGAUUUUCCAUUUUCUCAAAGCAGUUUGUAAUGCUUUGUUCCAAGCCAAAAGUCCAUCAUCUAUGUAACUUAGCCAGGUGCUGGUGCUUUAAAAAGAUUAGCUGAUAGUGUUGUCUCCUUGCAUGCUUGCAAAGUUAUA
This is a messenger RNA of Phoenix dactylifera (date palm), 1048 nucleotides long. Lineage: Eukaryota; Viridiplantae; Streptophyta; Magnoliopsida; Arecales; Arecaceae. The record is from RefSeq and is a predicted model, not a curated record.